UGAGUUUGGUGGAUGCAAGCCCUGGGUACGAGAUUGGGUUCAGCUGUUAGUGGGAGGGUGCACAGCUGUAAAUAAUUUGUCCCGUUUGUGCACCAGUUUCUGUACCAAAUUUCACCUUUUCGUGCCAAACUGUGAACAAUCUGCAAUGGACGGGGACUGUGACACUAUAGCGGACCUCUGUAUGCAGCGGUUUGGGAAGAAAAAGCCUCACCGGGCUUGCUUAGUCCUGGCUCGGGGAGGAAGCAAGGGGAUCCCGCUGAAGAACAUCAAGCCUCUCGCGGGCACGCCGCUGGUGGGAUGGGUCCUCCGGGCCGCUAUAGACUCCGAGGUGUUCGACAGUGUGUGGGUGUCGACUGACCAUGAUGAGAUAGCCGCCGUGUCGCGUGAGUUCGGAGCACAGGUGCACAGACGGAGCCCGGAGGUCUCCCGUGAUGCGUCCACUUCCCUGGAGACAAUACAGGAGUUCAUCAGGGAACAUCCAGAGGUGGACAUCUUUGGUAACGUCCAGGCCACGGCACCGUGUGUCCACCCUUUCCACCUGCGGAAGGCCAUGAAGGCGAUGACUGAGGACGGGUUUGACUCCCUGUUUGCAGUGGUGAGAAGGCAUGCUUUCAGAUGGAAGGAAGUCAAAGAAGGGGAGGUGACAGAACCCUUGAACUUGAACCCUGCUAAGAGACCUCGCAGACAGGACUGGGACGGUGAACUUAUCGAGAACGGAUCCUUCUACUUCUCUACUAAAGACCUGGUGCAGAAAGGCUUACUACAGGGUGGGAGGGUAGGCUAUCUGGAGAUGGCAGCUGAGUACAGUGUGGACAUCGACAUCGACAUUGAUUGGCCAAUCGCGGAGCAGCGAGUCCUGCGGUUUGGCUACUUUGGUAAAGAAAAGAGGCAGGCACCAUGUCUGAUGGUGGUGAGUGCUGAAGGUGCGCUGACCGAGGCUCAGGUCCAUCUCUCACCAACUGGCGAGGAAUUCCGCUCCUUCAACGUCCACGACAUCAACGGUAUGAGACAGCUGGCCAGUCGGGGUGUGGAGGUGAGAAUCAUCUCAGAAGAUGAGAGUGAGGUUCACCGUCAACUGGCAGCCAAGAUUGGCUGUAAGCUAGAGGAAGGCUGCAUGGACAAGCUGGCAGUUGUUGACUCCUGGAGGAAGGAUCUGGGUCUGGACUGGCUACAGGUGGCAUAUAUAGGGAGUGAUGCCAGUGACUCGGAGUGUAUCAAGAAGGCAGGGGUGAACGGCUGUCCAAUGGAUGCUCAGCAUCCUGCCAAGAACUACUCACGAUUCGUCUCCAAGCGGCGCGGUGGUCAGGGGGCCAUCCGAGAGUUCUGUCAGCAUGUGGAAAUUACCAUUGAGAAAGCAAAUAAUGAAAAUAAGCCAAGACCAGAAUAGACGACGUUCUCUCAAAGGCAUCCAGUGCAGUUUUUAGGGCUUGGAAACCUGAUUUUUCAAAGUCAAUAUUCUAGUCACUUAUCUACAUACUGAGUUGAAACCACCCUAUCCCAAUGUAUAUUGACCAUCAUGGAACAAAUUCCCAAACUUCUGACAAAAAAUUGUUACUGGAAGGGCCCUGGGCUGAUAUUUUAGGGUACCUCCCCUAAAAUAAAGGACUCACAUUGGGGCUUGUUUCUGCAGUUUUAUAUUCCCAAAGUAUGAAAUACUGGUUGAAAUGUGCUAAUGUGAAGCAGUAUUUUGUGUCAAUAUCAUAAAUAUUUCCAGUUUUGCUGAAAUUGCAUUGGAUGCCUAUAAAUUUGUAGCUAGCCUUAACAAAAAGAAAGGUAGUGUUCUUCUCAAGUUGAUUGUGAAGUUCCCAGUAAAUGUUGCUAGUCACCAUUUGCAAUUGAACACUGCUGUAUGAAAAGAAAACUUAAGGUAGUGUUCUUCUCAAAUUGAUUCUGCAGUUCCCAGUAAAUGUUCUUGUAACUCUCAUGUUUCAGCUUGAAAUACCACCUGUAUUAUGAACUACUAGACUAGUGUGGGUAAAAUUGAACAGUGCUAAUGUCUUACCAAAUGACCUAUGCCUUAGCACUAGUCCAUGUAUUGGGUUCAUAAGUCUACACAUUACUACCUGUAAGAUGCAUAAGAAAGAAUUGAAAAAUGAUUGCACUACUACAUGUAGUGUAGUGCAGAUUCUGUACAGAUGACAAGACCUACAAUGGUGCAAAGUCCACAUUUCAUAAUUGGACUAAAGGGGAAAGAAUUUGAGUAUUGAAGGAAGAAUCUGUCUAGUGCAGGUAGUUUUGACUAUUACUAUUUUGACAGUACUGGUAUAUAGAAAAAUGUAUAAAUUUGUGAAUUUA
Messenger RNA from Branchiostoma belcheri (Belcher's lancelet), 2295 nucleotides. Its product is annotated as N-acylneuraminate cytidylyltransferase-like. NCBI's taxonomy places the organism in Eukaryota, Metazoa, Chordata, Leptocardii, Amphioxiformes, Branchiostomatidae. The transcript has 9 exons. The record is from RefSeq and is a predicted model, not a curated record. Bases 146 to 1387 code for a protein of 413 amino acids. Gene Ontology annotation, molecular function: N-acylneuraminate cytidylyltransferase activity.